Messenger RNA from Ostrinia nubilalis (European corn borer), 1224 nucleotides. It is a transcript of the gene BCL7-like, whose product is annotated as B-cell CLL/lymphoma 7 protein family member A. The transcript is spliced from 3 exons. NCBI's taxonomy places the organism in Eukaryota, Metazoa, Arthropoda, Insecta, Lepidoptera, Crambidae. The coding region runs from base 137 to 538 and encodes 133 amino acids. The record is from RefSeq and is a predicted model, not a curated record.
GGACGGAGCAGCAGCGUUUGGCAUUUGGCAUACGAACGGUGUGCUUGUGACUUUUGAAAGAGAUUAUUUACUUAUUUUGCAAGUUAUUCAAUUACAUUUCCCGCAAUUAGUCUUGUGAUUAAUAAUAACACAUAAAAUGUCUCGUUCCGUCCGUGCCGAGACCAGAAACCGAGUAAAAGAUGACAUCAAAAGAGUCAUGCAAGCUGUUGAAAAAGUUCGCCAUUGGGAGAAGAAAUGGGUCACAAUAGGCGAAACCACUAUGAAAAUCUACAAAUGGGUCCCCAUAUCAACUAAUGAGCAAAAGAAAAAACACGCGGCCAAACGAGAAAAUAAGGAAAAUACUUUGACGCCAAAAAAGGUUCAUGACUCUUCUAAUUCAAACUUCGGUAUGGCAGAGGACUCUAACACUUGUUUUUCUACAGUCAGCGACUCUCAGGGUCCAACAGAUUUCACCUCGACCCAUAUGAAUUUCUCUGAAGACUCAAAUUCACAGAGCAGUGGUACAACAACUCCAGCAAAGCGGUUAAAAACUGAUUGAGUGUAAUUCAGGUAGUGAGUUAAUUGCAAUAAAUUGUAAAUAAACAAUGAUAAGGACUACUAAAACUGACUAUCUUUGUAGUUGGUUGUGAUGUUUUGAACAGUGGUGUGCUGUGAAGUUUUAUUUAUAAGCUUGCAUUUAGUUUGGUUGAUACUGCCGGUUUGAAAAGUGUACAAUUGUAUGUUACUUAAAUUAGGUAGAUUUUUAAGGUGUAUUUGGUGAAUGUUCUUGGAAAUUAACAGUAUGUAUUUAAUAGUUUCUGAAAACUACAUAUAUUGUACUUCUUGCUAUGUACAGGGUACAAAGGAGGAAGGAUUAUUAGCUCAUUACUGCAGCAGUUUUUUUAUGUUCCAAAAGGCUGAAGUAAUACAAAUAAUUUUAUUCAAAAUAAUAUUUUCCUUUGCUUGUACCUUAUGAAACUUGAAAAUGUUAUCAAGUAACACUUGCUUGCCAUUCCCAUUACAUCUUGGAUAAUGACAUCUAUUGUAAAUAGUUACUUUAAAAUGUGACCUAAAAUUACCUUAAUUAAGAACCUGAAAUUGUAACCAAAUAUGAGCUGUACACAUUUUAUUGACCUCAAAGUAGGUUGUGUACCUACUUCUAAUUGUGUUCUAUACUUAUCUGAUGAAUGUAGUGCAGUUGCGAAAUGACAGACAAAUUAAAACUGUUAAUUUUAUUAAAAAAAA